AUGGCGUUCUUUACCGGCACCACCCGUCUGCGCAACGUGUCGCCCAUCCCCUCGUCACCAUCAAGCCCCGUCGUCACCAAAGAAGCCGCCGUCGCCGUCCUCCACGACCACGCCUUCUUCCUCCGCUGCGAGCCCGCCUACAUGUCGCACCGCGCCCUGCCCUCCCCGCCCGACGCGUCCAACGUCGACCCCGCCACCGCCCGCCUCGCGUACCGGCUCCCCCCCGGCAUCGAACCGGUGGCGGGAAGCGCGCCCGCGGUCAAGCUGUACGAGGUCGUCGACCACGUGCCGAGCCCCGUGUGGAGCUCGAGCGUCGUGAGCAGGGAGGAGUUCGUCGACCUCGCGGACGGCGUGUGGGUGCGGAUCAGGGCGCCGCUCGCGAUCGUGAUGGAGAAUCGCUGGUCCGUCAGGGAGAGGGUGGUCGAGGACGAGGAGUGGUGGGAGGGGAAGGAAGGCCCCGGGCUGGAAUUGGUGGAGGAUGUGGAGAUUGUUUGCUCGAAGUUAUUGUUGGGGAUUGUGAGGGGCCAGGUGGAGGGGAAUUGGAGGGAUAUUCACGGGAGGAUUGUGGCGAGGAUGGUGGAGGGUGGGAAGAAGGAGGGGGGUGAGAGGAAGGAGGUGGGAGAGGGGGCGGGAGAGGGGGCGGGAGAGGGGGCGGGAGAGGGGGAGUGA
Messenger RNA from Hypoxylon fragiforme, 669 nucleotides. RefSeq lists its product as uncharacterized. The coding region runs from base 1 to 669 and encodes 222 amino acids. NCBI's taxonomy places the organism in Eukaryota, Fungi, Ascomycota, Sordariomycetes, Xylariales, Hypoxylaceae. The transcript has 2 exons. The record is from RefSeq and is a predicted model, not a curated record.